Messenger RNA from Leptosia nina, 5820 nucleotides. NCBI's taxonomy places the organism in Eukaryota, Metazoa, Arthropoda, Insecta, Lepidoptera, Pieridae. The record is from the annotation of a GenBank genome assembly.
AUGACUGUGCUGGUGUCAGCGGUGUGGACGCCCGGGGCGCCACCACCACAGCGCGCGGGCGAAAGUGGGCCCACAUCAGCCACUCCGCCUGUGCCGCCACCACCACCCAUUUGGACCCCCAGCAGUGCCACGGCAUCACCCCAGACGCCGCGAAAAACCUUCCGCCCUGUCCACUUUGAGGAGUCGCCGCCUGCCCGUCGGAAAUUUGAAAAUACGGAACAGAACGGAUGUACCAGCGGUUCAGAGAGUGACAGCCGGCUUCGAACCUCACACAGCGCUCCCCUUACAGGGCUGAACUCGCUGGGUGCUAGCAGACUGCCGAAAGCCCAGAACCCGACUGUUACCUUACUUCAAAAAGCACGAGAAGGACAAUUGUCACGCACAAUAAGCCACCAGCCACAAGAAAGUGACUCUCGUCUACCACGAGACAGGCCAUCACCACCAUUCGGAGAUCCUAUUCACGCUCUGCGCCGUGGCUACGCGAGUGAAGGCGAGGGAGAGAGGCGAGAGCAAGACAGCGCACGGAAGAUGGCAGAUGCGCAGAAAAAAGUCGAAGGAAUCGGACCAAUUACAAAAGACGGCAUGCCUGUUACACUAAGAUCGGAAGUCAAGGACCCUUCAAGGUGGUACAAAAAAAUGUACGACACAAUACACAAAAAUAAAUACGACAACGAUUAUGUGACAAUACGUUACAAAAGCCGUCGAGACGAGCCACAAAGAGUGAGCAGUAGUAGAUCCCAAUAUGCCUAUUUCGAUCCUCGAUCGGGUUACCUCAGUGAACCAGAAGGUGGUCUCAGUAGGCUCACCUCGGGAACAUGGAGCGACGCGUACGACAGUGACGUCACCACCGGUCAGAGACGACGUACGGCUUCCGUUCAAGAGGAGAGGAGGAACGAUGUCUCUUCUUCGUAUCUAUCGAAUAAUAAGUAUAGCACAUUGGCAUCGACGAGAGCCAGCCAAGAAGUAUACAAAUCUCAGCCCGGAAAAAUCGAGAACUAUACCCCCGGGAAAUCGUCAGUGGUAGACAAGGAAGCCAAACAGUGGUGGGACGAGGUCAUGGACAUUUUUGAUGGGCAAAACAUAUCAAGUACUACAUCACUGCCACCGAAGGAGAAAAGGGAUAUCACCUCGACAAUUUUGUCCAAAUCGAAUAUGGCUAGGGCUUUAAAAGAAUCUGGUUACGAAUCGGAUUCAACAUUAGUCUUUAAACGUCGUGAAGAUACGGAGGCGCCGUUAUCGCCAGCGGAGCGCCGAGCGGCCUACAGAGACCUGCAAGCUGGGGGCGAACCCCCGUUGAGAGGUUUCAGAUCCCCCGCACCGCCCAGGACUGAGGAAUCUGAAAUUGAAUAUAUUCCAAUAAGUGCGACGUUAACGAAAAUCAGAGUCCAUAAAAGGUCACCGAGUGUACACGAAGUCGUAUGCUAUCCGGUUACAAAUAUUGAAACUAACUUUUAUGGCAAAUCCGUAAAACAUUCGAGAGAUGCAGAAAUGCCACCUCCUCCACCUCGAAGAAUUUCAUCUAGAAGUAGCCGAACACUUCAACUUAUGACCUGCGAAAAAAUGAAAAGUACGUCGCCGAAGCGAGUUUCAACAAAUGUAGAUCUGAUGAAAGAGAAAAUUACCAAUAAGUUAAAUAGACAAAAUACACAUGUUAUACUUAAGAAACCGUGUUCAAGUACCAUAAUAAAUAAUCAAAGAAGAAAUACUUCUACCUCAGCUCCUCCAGCUUUAAACAGAUAUGUUAGUAAGAAUUUACCUGCAUCAACAGCAAAAUUAAAAACUGAUAUUGGGCGCAAACCUGUAGGUACAAGUAGCUUCAGUUCACCAAGAAAAACUAUAGCACCUACAGAAUAUGCUGUGCCAUCACGUAGCAAAUAUAGAGAUGGUUCUUCUUCUGUAGUAAUAGAAGGUGGUGUGGGAAGGAAGACUCCUAUUACGAAUAUAUUGGACAAAAUGACUCCCCUUGACAAACUAUGGGGCUCCCAAAAACGCAAUGAACAAAUAGACUUAACAAAAUUGAAAUAUAAGCAAUGGGAUAAGAAUAAAACUGGUCAAUCAAAAUCAACAAUUAUUAAACCGUCAGCCAGCUCAAGUAGACCAGUUUUAAUAGGUGUGCCACACAAGAGUAGAGAUAUGAUUCGUACUUCUGAAAAAGUUCAAAAACUAAAAUCAAUUACUCACGCUCAAUCAACGCCUUGCUUAUCAAAUAAAAGAGACGACCGACAAAGUAAAAAUGACAUGAACACACGAGCUAAUGUUUCAAAAUCUUCUUACAACAUUUGCUCCAAUUCAAAAAAAAGUCCAAAUAUAAAAAUUGCUGUAGUAAAUAAUUUGAAAAAGAAGAAAUCAAUAGAAACUCUUGUAGUAAAACCAAAAGUGGGACAAACUGAAAGUUCUAAAAAUAAAACAAAAUAUCAAAAGUCUUUGAAGGGCAGGAAUAAAAAUGAUGAAUGUAAUGUAGAUAAAAAAGAUUAUGUGUCGGAAUUUCAUGGUCAAUUUGGGGAUGAUUUAAGAAAUAAUAAAUUGGUUGGUAAAACUAUAAAUUGUAAAGAAAUUAAAUAUACACGUGAAGCUAUUAUUUCUGAUUCUUUUUUCCAACAUCUUUUUUUAAAAAGCGCUGUAUCUCCAAACCUAGCAAUUUUGGAUGAAAGUAAUAAAAGCGCUGUAAAGGAAAAGACAAAAUUCUUUCAAUCUAAUCCUAACCCCGAUAAUUAUCAUACACCAAAUGCGUUAAAUACAUAUUUAAUACAUCGGAAGCCGGUCUCUCUAUCAAGAUUUAUAAUGUGGGACAGAAACCCUAGUCCGUUAGGAAUUCAAAAUCUUAGAUCAAUAUCAUGGCCUGGUAGAAUGGAUGGAAACAUAAAAAAGUUUGAAAGUUUAGUUCAACGUGGAAACGAAUUUGGAUCUACGACUUCGUUAUCGUCAGUGAGAAGUAAAAGUGAACCACCGUCAAAUAAAUUAUACUUUUCUCAAACAUCAAGACCAAAAUCUCCUGUAGUUGUUUUUUAUAAAAAGAAUAAUGAUGAUCGUUUAAAAACUAUUUCUGUCUACAGACCUCCUCCUAAAAUUAUAUGUAAUCAGUCACAAUCAAUUCCUAUUGGUGUCGGUAAUUCUACAAUAUCAGAAAGAAAUGGUUUGGAAAUUGCUCGAUCUAGUUCACCGAUAGCCUUAAAAUACAACAAACAGGAACAUCAAUUUAAUGAUAGCAUUGGCAAUUCAGAAAUUCCAUCAACAAUUUAUUUCUCGCAAACAUCAAGACCGGUUUCUCCAAAAGUAGUAAGACAUAACACUUCUACCACAAACAGAAGUCACUCAACUUCCCCUGUUUCUAUUAGAUCACCAUCCUAUCGUAGAAUAUAUAACGUUAAGUCACAACACAGACCUGUUGUGGGAGCUUUAAGGCCGCGAAGCGUAGACAGCUCAGAGAAAACACCCAUCAUUCCUCCGCUUAUAUCAAAGUCAAAAAGCGAUUUGAUCUCACAGUGUAAUGACCCAGAAUACGAAGAAUAUAUUAGUGACAUACAAAACUUAAAGAGGAGAUCUGAAAGAUUUCGUGAGCUUAAUAGAUAUUAUUCUUACUUAGAGCGAGUUGGUGAACUUGAAAAAGCUACCUCUAUAAAUGAUUUACACCACAGGAAAAGAGAUGAAGAAAUAAUUGACUUUGAUCGAUGGAAAAAAAUUCGUUCUAUUGAAAGAGCAGAAGAAGAGCUGAACAAUUUAUACGAGAAGUUGAAGACUGCCCAAAAUGAAAAAGAUUUCCUUUUCUAUCCUAGAGACGUAAAAGAUUUUAGAUGGAAUUGCGAUAAAGAAAGAGGUCUAAAAAUAAAAGAAAAAUCAGUAGAAGAUCUUAAAGAUGAUUUUUUGCAAAAAUCUUCCUGUUCCCAUGAAGUAAAACAGACACGUAACAAAGAUACCUAUAAACCUCUUUGGAGAGGAACAAGCGUUGCUGAAACAGCGUUUGAUAUAAAUAGGAAAAAUAAAACGGAUCAUUCAACAAUGCAGACUACCGUUAGUAAAAUCAUUUCAAGUCAACAUAGAGAUUUAUCGCUUGGAGACCUAAGAAAAAAGAUAGGUAUUGGUAAUCGUCUGUGGAGCAGUUUAUCACUGGACCAAGUAAACGCUCUUAAAAAUCAACUUAAUGCUAUUUAUAGUAAAGAAUUAGACUUAAAAAAUAAAAAAGAUCUUGAUACAUUUUCAGUGGAAGUAAAAGCAAUCGAUAAGAACUAUAAUUCUAAUUUACACGUUCGGUCAAAUUCUUUAACAACAAACCAUACUAAUACUUCCGAUGUGAAAAAAAUUAGUAAAUCCGAUUCAAUAGCUGCAAUCUGUCCUACACCCACCGAAAAAGACUUCAAAAAUAAUGUUAACAAAAUACAAAUGACGCUUAGUGAAAAUGAUAAAAGAAGAAUUUCCCAAACAAUAAGUAAAGAAGUGAUAAAGCGAAUUAAAGGAGACACAAAAAAUACAACAGACAGCCUAAUUAACCGUACAGAUAACGAUUGUACUGGUGACAUUCCAAGUGUUGAUAAUAGUAGGCACAUCGUUUACAUCUCUGACAAAGAUGAGCCCCCGUCUUCAGCUAGUGAAAAUGACACUGGUGGUUCAGAUGUAUCACAUACAACUGUUAUCUACGUUGCGCCUAAGCGGGAAGUUCAAAAAAAGGUCGAAUAUUUUGAGUCAGUCAGAAAUAAUGCCAGUAAAAGUACAGUCCCAUGCAAUACAAAUGAAUAUGACACGCAGAAAAGUACCAUCAUUGGAGAGACUGCAAAUCGUCAGAUAUCGCAGUCUCAAUCAUGCACAGACAUUAAAGAACUUUUUGGGGAAAGCGAAAAGAAUAAAUUUCUAUCGUUGCCAUCGAAACCCGAGCUAUAUUCGAGAUCGCCUUCGCCUUACUCGGAAGUAUACUUAAACGAUCGACGUACGCCCGACACGCUACGGUUCUCCAGCGAGGAGACAAUCUGGCGGAGUCGAAGUCCGUCGCCCGAUCCGGAACGAUACUGGCGCGCUUACCUAAAGCUGGCGCGGGCUGGGGAAGUUCGUCGUCUCGCACGGCGUUUCGAGUCACCCACCGUGGCGGGCGCUCUAUUACGUCGCCAUCGUAGCGACCCCGAAAUUAGUUGCACGGAGCUAAAAAACUGCCUGUGUACUGAUAGAUCGACUAGCCACAAAGAAAGAUGCAAAACUUCAUACACCGUAGCGCGCGUUCCACUUAGAUCUACCAAUCGCUUUAUGCCUCAUAUAGAUAUAAUAUCGAAGCUAGCCGCUUUGAGAAGACGCACGGCACCCCGAUCGCGAUCAGCCGAAGAAGCUUUGGAAUGUCGCCCGGGCGAAGUAGACCGUAUACGAAAACGAUUCGAAGUAAUGUCCCUUCUUGGACAAAUAUACUCUUCCGCUCCCGAUGUGAGCGAGCUAAAGGACAUUGCGCCUUAUUUAGAAGGAUCUUGGAUAGCCCAUAGAUAUCCGAAAGUCAGUGACAACAACAGAUCUGUUAUUGAUCCAAAAACUUACGUUCGAGGUCGGUUGUCACCGGUAAAGAGAGAGGUUAAAAUACCAGUAGCCAGAGACCCGUUGAAAUUGAGUUCUAUUCUUAAAAGCGAUACUAUGGAGGGACAAAAAUUUGACCCGUCCGUUCACCGACCAGUAAGCCGCUAUGAACCACCCCGAACCCCACCUAGACCGCCGCCAGCCGAGUGGCCUUACAAGCUAGCACCCCUUGUCACGCCAUCGCGACAUACCGUCACAUUUCAAGAAUCUGACUCUGCUCCGGAGCCGCCAAGAAGAAUGCAGCACGGCAGCAUCUCGGAUUCAGGUAAGAAGUAG